Messenger RNA from Eurytemora carolleeae, 3424 nucleotides. RefSeq lists its product as uncharacterized. The coding region runs from base 1940 to 3424 and encodes 494 amino acids. The transcript is spliced from 2 exons. The record is from RefSeq and is a predicted model, not a curated record. Lineage: Eukaryota; Metazoa; Arthropoda; Copepoda; Calanoida; Temoridae.
AAGGGAUUUUGGUUUUUUUUUCUUUCUGGGGUUGGGGAGUGUUUCGCGACUAUUCUUUAGUCUCGAAUUGUGUGAGAAACGCCCCUGAUGUAUUGAUGUGUCGCCCCUGGAAGUUGAUCAAGUGUUCUGAGAAAUUGCUGCGUACUCUACACAAGAAACCAGUUUUAUGUUGUGUUUAUUCCGUUGGUACUGUACCUCCUCAGUGUGACUGUAUGCGUCGAGUGAUAAACAUAUAUUCGUAGUUUUUUUUUCUUUCUUUGAAAAUGUUGCUUGAAUGCACGAAAAUGCAAUAGAAUUUUCUUAUUUCAGAGAAAACGUUUUACUACUGAUAAAUCUGAUAAAUCUUGAGUUGAUCAUUAGUUUUGCGAAGGGUCACAUUGAGAUUGAACUACGGAAAACAGACGCUUUGGUUUUAUUUCUGAGUAGAGAGCAAGGAAAGAGUAAAACAAGGAGUCUGGGUUACAAUCGCCCUGCAAAACUAUGAUUAGGUGAAUACUAGACUUAGUAUUUUUAUUUAUUGAAUAGGAAAGAGAGCAUUUUUUGGUUGGUUAUAAAUAUGCCGCUUUACAUUCAAUCUCAAUACUCUUGGGGUGUGUAACCUUUUGUUGAGUAUAAUAAGUCAUGUCCGUAGGACAUAAUAAUAAUUUAAGGGGGGGGGGGAGGAGACGCUCAGCCUCGGAAAGUGAUGGGGAUGUUAUGAGUAGUACUUUGAACCCCGUUAAUCCUUCUGUAACCAAUAGAAUAUCCAAUAUCAAUAAUGAUAGAUGCAUUUCUUCUCCUCAUAUUAAUAUUUCGGGCUUUAUUGAUGAUUCCUACCGAAAUAAUUUGGGGACCAGGCUUGAGACUAGAACCCAAACAAGAUCUAAAGGGGGUUCUAACUCAAUUGAUGGGAGAAUGAGAAAUGAGUAUACCCGUAUUAAAAUAUCUGUCUUUGAGUGGGGGGAGAUUGCAACUAAUACUGUACAGCCAUUACGUAUUAUUGAUUCUAAAUACAAUGAGUAUUGUACGGAAAUAGAGCAAUGUAUUUCUAAGAUUUUGUUAGCCAGGGGGGAUUAUGCCUUAAUUGGGGAAUUCGGAAGCAUUAAGGAUAGACUGAGUGUUAUGAGAAGAGAAGCCAGACAAUUCUCCAGAGCCCACCUACAACAAGAUAACCGUCCUACACCUGAUCAAAGCUUACAAAACCCACCUACCGGCUAUAACACUAGGAACUCUAAUCUUGAUAACGUUUUUGUGGAACCUCCUAUUAACCUUAAUAAUAGUCUGUCCAAAACAUUACCGUCCUCUACUUCUAAAGAAAGGGGGGGGGUAGGGUAAUCUUUCCAGAAUAGACUUACAUUCGGGGAGUCAAAGCAUUAGAACUGUAAUGGCUUCUAGUACUGAACCCCUUACUGAGGGUGCAGGCUUAGUUAGACAUUCUACUCCCGAUGAUAAUGUUAUCGGGAAUCCUCAAACUAGUGCUAUUAGUAUAGAUUUAUCCCAAUCCCUCACGGAUAUCAUGGCUGGGAUACCUGGUGUCCACACUAACCCUGGAGUAGGACUAGAUGUUAUUUCUACGUGUACUGACUCUUGGUUUAGUAUGAUAAGGUCUCAUCAGAUUAAGCAGGACGAAAGGUUAGAAAGCUUGCAUAAUACUAUCCUAUCUUUAAAUCUUACUAUACAGGGAGCCGAAGCUAUGUACACUCGUUCUAUGGAAACUCUGGAGGAUUUAAAGUCCAAUAGUGAUGAGGUCUGGAGACGUUUAAUGAAGGAUGAGAACAGAUUAGAUAGAUUAGACUCUGAGGUUGAGAGAGUAGAGACGAUGGUUAAUGAUAAGAUGAGUAUAGUUCAGGAAUGGUUUGCUGAUUUAACUGAUCGUCCCAUCUCGUAGGUCCCUUGAGAAAUCGUUAAUUCCAUCCAGGAAAUUAUUAAUGAUAGUGCUCCUGGUUUAGCUGUUGAUUCCAUGAGAGAGGAGGUUAGGGAGCUUAGACAGACUGUGACUUCCAGUAAGCAUGCUACAGAGGGUCUCCAUAAUAUUGUAGUUGAUCUAUCCGAACAAAUAGCUAACAAUUCUGUACUCAUAUCUCCUGAUUCUGGAUUCAUCUCACCUAGAGACAGUAGAGUAGUUGAGAAUAAUUCUAGAGAGUGUGGAAUAGUUAGAAAGGGCAUAGAAAGGUUGGAAAAGCAGAUAAGACAGCUGACUCAGGAUAUUAUGGAUACUGAACCUGUGGAUAUCUCCCUGAUUAAAAAAUGUAAGACAGUUGAUGUCCCCUGUGUUCAUGCUGCCGUAGGUAAUAUUCAGAAAGCAUUGCAGAAAUACGUCACUUUCUCCGAGAUGGAUGUAGGAUACUGCGAUUACAUUAAUGAUCUUCUUGAUACUGCAGAGAACUGGUGUUUAAAGAUAGAGGAUUUGUACAACCGUGCUGAGAUACAUAGUAUUAACACAUCUAAAGGGGAUACUGCUGAUGUUGGUAUUUUUUCGGAUAAUGCCAAAGUCACAGUAUAUGAAUUUUUAGAAUCAGCUGAGCUUGCAUACUUGGGUUGGGGCAACUCUGUACAGAAAGCAAAUAGAUUAUACAACCGUCAUUUGUCUGAAGAAAUAAAAGGAAAACUUAUUGAUAAAUCUGAUUCCUAUUCAGAAAUGAAAAAAUGGUUAAUCCAGCAAUAUGGGGGGGCAUCCAGGAUUAUAAAUGAUAUUAUCAAUGAUUUAUCCCUCCGUCCUAAGCCUAAUGCAAAUGAUAGUAAUGCAAAGUUCACUUUUUACGCUUAUAUCUCCGGUGCUCUACAAAGAUUAGAGAGACUGUCGAAGGUAAAUUGCAUAGACAAGGUUGAAUUAGAGAGUUGUCUGUGCUCUAGAGCUACCCUGAGCAGUUUAUCCCUGGUCCUACCAAGCAAGACUUACAUGAAGUGGAUAUCAGAGAUGACAAGGAAUAAUCUGGACUACAAGAACCCUGCUGGGUCUGCUGCUUACAAGGUUUUCAAGAAUCUCUGCAUCGUAGAGAGAAAUACUAGCGAAGGUUCCAGGAUCCCGGAGAAACCUAGCUCACCCAAGACCAAACCUAGAUCUCCUAAACCCAAACCUAAAUCUGUGUAUAAGAUUCAAGAGAAGAAUGAGUCGUGCUCUUAUGAUGAACAGCAGCCUAGUACAUUUGCUACUACAUUCCACAACCAACAGUGGUAUCCACCUAACUUGAAGUUCCCAUGCCCUAUUGGAAACCACAAGCAUGAAAUGAGCACAUGCUCCGAAUUUUUUUCAUUAAAUCCUGUGGAGAGAUGGGGUAAGAUGGAUAAAGGAAAGAUCUGUUAUGCUUGUCUACUCCCUAAGAAUGUGUGCACUGACAGGAAAUGUAGUUUUGAAGCUUCUAUCCCUGAAACCAUCAAGUGUCAUGGAUGUGCUCCCUGGGCUCAAUCUAAGAAUCUGGCUCCUUUCAACAUUUUAUUUUUAUAA